Molecule: messenger RNA, 357 nt
Organism: Capsicum annuum
Lineage: Eukaryota; Viridiplantae; Streptophyta; Magnoliopsida; Solanales; Solanaceae
Product: mitochondrial import receptor subunit TOM6 homolog
Exons: 2
Coding region: 1-165 (54 amino acids)
Cellular component (GO): mitochondrial outer membrane translocase complex
Source: RefSeq, a predicted model, not a curated record
AUGUUUCCAGGAAUGUUCAUGCGUAAACCUGACAAGGCUGCUGCUUUGAAGCAGUUGAAGACCCACGUCGCCUUGUUCGGUGCUUGGGUCGUCGCUAUUCGGGUCACCCCAUACAUCCUCCACUAUUUUUCCGACCACAACGAGGAACUCAAGCUAGAUUUCUAAUUACCUGUUCUCUCGAGGAAUAAAUGUUCAGAACUAUGCGCCGGUCAACAUCUCCUUCCAUAGUUAGCCUAUUUAUUUCUUGUCCUUUCAUUACAUACAUCCCUAUUCUGAAAUUUGUUGACAUGUAAUUGGGAAAUUAUAAACUAGUUGUUUGAAAUGAAACCUUGUUGGGAACCGUUUUGCCCUCGGCAA